CGUGCUGGGUCGGGCUGGUCCCGGCUCUCUGGCCAGGAUCCGCGCAGCACGCGGCUCGCCUACUAGGCCCCUUGAGGUGCUGGAGCCUGGAUGCUCUGCCCAGCAGGAACAGGGAGACGGGGACAAAUGGCUUCCUCUCGGCUCAGCCCAUAGGCGCGUUCAUUUCAGAAUGGCUGUGGAGGAACUUCAGAGCAUAAUAAAAAGAUGCCAAAUCCUAGAGGAGCAUGAUUUUAAAGAAGAGGAUUUUGGCCUCUUCCAGUUAGCAGGCCAAAGAUGCAUCGAGGACGGGCAUGUAGACCAGCUGCUGGAAAUUAUUCAAGACGAAAAGAACAAGACCGUCAUCAAGUCCAUGGGCUGGAAUCUUGUUGGUCCUGUUGUCCGCUGCCUCCUGAGGAACGGGGAAGAGGAUGAAAGGAAGGACUGUCUGCUGGUGUUUGACUUACUAGUGAAGUUAUGUAACCCAAAGGAAUUGUUGUUGGGUUUGCUUGAACUCAUUGAAGAGCCCUCUGGAAAACAGAUUUCCCAAACUAUUCUUCUUUUACUUCAACCACUACAGACAGUUAUUCAGAAGCUCCCCAACAAGGUGUACUCAGUUGGAUUGGCAUUAUCCACUCUUUGGAGUCAACUGUCUCUUCUUCCUGUGCCGUACUCUAAGGAACAAAUACAGACAGAUGAUUAUGGCCUUUGUCAGUGCUGCAAGGCCUUAACAGAGUUCAUGAGACCUUUUGUGGAAGAAGCGACUGAUAACAAAGAAAACAAGGAAAAUGAAAAGUUAAAAGAUGAAUUACUAAAAUUCUGUUGCAAGUGCUUGAAGUGCCCUUUGCUGACAGCGCAAUUCCUUGAACAGUCUGAAGAAGUUGGAAAGGACCCUUUUUGGAGUUUUGCAUCUGAAAUAAUAGGAUUUUUAUCAGAAAUUGGACACCCUGUCCCCCAAAUUAUUCUUAAUCAUGGAAGGAAAAAAAGGACAUGGGGUUGCCUUGAGUUGGAGGAAGAAGAAGACAGACAGUUGGCAGACUCUGUGGCCUCUCUGACAUACCUAGUGUUUGUUCAGGGCAUCGGUAUUGAUCAGCUUCCAAUGGUCUUAAGCCCAUUGCACCUUUUGCAGCUGAACAUGGAACACAUCGAAGUACUUCUGCAAAGAACAGAACAGUCUAUUUUCUCAAAAGGAUUGGAACUUCUGGAGAAUAGCUUACUGAGAUUAGAAGACAACAGCCUACUCCAUCGGUACUUAGAAAUCAAAAGUUUUCUCGCUGUGCCUCAGGGCUUAGUCAAAGUCAUGACACUUUGCCCCGUUGAGACAUUGAGGAAAAAGGGCUUGGCUUUGCUCCAGCUGUACAUCGACAAGUUGGAUUCACAAGGCAAACACACAUUAUUUAGGUGCUUAUUAAAUACAAGUAAUCACUCCGGUGUGGAAGGCUUCGUAAUUCAAAAUAUCAAAAAUCAGAUUGAUGCAUCAUUUAAGAAAACAUCUAACAAAUGGUUUGCAGGCCCUCAACUGAUUUCGCUGUUGGACUUGGUACUGUUCCUCCCCGAGGGUGCUGAAACAGACUUACUGCAGAACUCAGAUAGGAUUAUGGCUUCAUUAAAUUUAUUGAGGUAUUUGGUUAUCAAAGAUAAUGAAAAUGACAAUCAAACUGGAUUAUGGACAGAACUUGGAAAGAUUGAAAAUAAUUUUUUAAAGCCACUUCAUAUAGGACUUAAUAUGUCAAAAGCACAUUAUGAAGCAGAAAUUAAAAACAGCCAACGAAACAGCCAAGCAGCCUCGACGUGCAAAGGCGUCUGCUCUGUGACUGUAGGUGGAGAAGAAAUCCCUGCUAUGCCUCCUGAAAUGCAACUUCAGGUCCUGCAUUCAGCUCUUUUCACAUUUGACUUGAUUGAAAGUGUUCUAGCUCGAGUAGAAGAACUCAUUGAAAUCAAAACAAAGUCUACCUCUGAAGAAAAUGUUGGAAUAAAGUAAAAAUUCUGCUUCAUAAAUAAAUAUCAAUAAGAUGAUG
Microtus oregoni (creeping vole) is the source of this 1994-nucleotide messenger RNA. RefSeq names its product glomulin, FKBP associated protein (gene Glmn). The coding region runs from base 170 to 1957 and encodes 595 amino acids. The record is from RefSeq and is a predicted model, not a curated record. Lineage: Eukaryota; Metazoa; Chordata; Mammalia; Rodentia; Cricetidae. Gene Ontology annotation, molecular function: ubiquitin-protein transferase inhibitor activity. Gene Ontology annotation, cellular component: cytoplasm. The transcript is spliced from 19 exons.